This is a messenger RNA of Lynx canadensis (Canada lynx), 2411 nucleotides long. RefSeq names its product stratifin (gene SFN). Lineage: Eukaryota; Metazoa; Chordata; Mammalia; Carnivora; Felidae. Gene Ontology annotation, biological process: signal transduction. Gene Ontology annotation, molecular function: protein kinase binding. The record is from RefSeq and is a predicted model, not a curated record. Bases 1126 to 1872 code for a protein of 248 amino acids. The transcript has a single exon. Gene Ontology annotation, cellular component: cytoplasm.
AGAGGGCAGGCUGAGUCAGUCAGGAGAGCUGGGCCCCCACCCUGUGUGAACCCCACUGAUACAUGAUGGCAGGCGGCUUGGAGGGGGUAGGUGACCUGGCGUGGAGAGCCAGAGGGUAGGUCCUCAAACAAGUGGCAACAGGCCACCAAGUUGAAAGGGAAAAUUGUGCUGUGAUGGGGAAGGUGUCCAACAAACCUACCAGGUGAUUAAUUACAAAGGCUGGGCUGGAGCGUCAGGGGCCGCUCGUUAAACACCUCAUUAAGUGGCACCCUGAAAGAUGCCACCUGUGCAUUCUGGGAACUCAGCGGGAACGCUGGGGGGCAGUGAUGACCAGGGGAUAGCGCCAUCUCAGGCCGACUCUGGAAGAAGUCUGGAUCUCACUUCUAAAUACAGCCUGGAGCUCACAAGUCAGAGGCCUCGACGAGAGAAGCCAAAGGAAGUAGGAUGCUGGGGACUUAGUAGCUGUGUGACCCUGAGCAAAUCUCAUACUUCUCUGAGCCUUAGCAUUCCCAUCUCUAAAGUGGGAGUAAUAGUCACAGUCUGGCCCAUCUCACAGAGACACGGUAGGGAUUAAAUUCAAUCGUGAAGGUGCUUGGGAAACCACAGCCCUACCUAAACGUAAUUAGCUCCUCCUGAAGCAAGGCUGGUAGCGGCCAGGCUCAGGCUUCUAGCCUGGCCCAGCCAGGCUUCUAGCCAGGCUGAAGCGGCCCGUUGGUUGAAGAACCCUCAGCCCCUGGAAGAACACCAGGAAGGAAGAUCUGAUUUGAGAAAGUGGGGCCGCUCUGUGGGCACCCAUGUAAAUCGAAGCCCUGAACAAGAGGGGGCAGCCUGGAGCCUGGAAAGGUGUCUGUGCAGGUGGGGCCGGAUUUCUCCUGCUGACUGCCUUGAUGACUCACCCCACAUCUUAGCCUUUUACCUUUAAGGAAGAGCCGGAAAGGGUGUGGGGAGAAGAGAAGAGAAGCGGGAGGCAGGUCCGGGCCCCAGCCCCGCCCUCUGUCCCUCCCCACCCUUCUCCGAGGCCAGGCCACCCAGCCAAAAGGCAGGCAGACAGCAGGAGAGGCACAGAAUCCGGCAUUGGUUUCGAGGCAGCCAGUUAGCCCGCCGCCUGUGUCUGUCGCCAGAGCCAUGGAGAGAGCCAGUCUGAUCCAGAAGGCCAAGUUGGCAGAGCAGGCCGAACGCUACGAGGACAUGGCAGCCUUCAUGAAGAGCGCCGUGGAAAAGGGUGAGGAGCUAUCCUGCGAAGAGCGAAACCUGCUCUCAGUGGCCUACAAGAAUGUGGUGGGCGGCCAGAGGGCUGCCUGGAGGGUCCUGUCCAGUAUCGAGCAGAAAGGCAACGAGGAGAGCUCGGAAGAGAAGGGCCCGGAGGUGCGAGAGUACCGGGAGAAGGUGGAGACUGAGCUCCGGGGCGUGUGUGACACAGUGCUGGGCCUGCUGGACACCCACCUCAUCAAGGAGGCCGGUGACGCCGAGAGUCGGGUCUUCUACCUGAAAAUGAAGGGUGACUACUAUCGCUACCUGGCUGAGGUGGCCACUGGUGACGACAAGAAGCGCAUCAUUGACUCGGCCCGGUCCGCCUACCAGGAGGCCAUGGACAUCAGCAAGAAGGAGAUGCCGCCCACCAACCCCAUCCGCCUGGGCCUGGCGCUGAACUUUUCAGUCUUCCACUACGAGAUCGCCAACAGCCCCGAGGAGGCCAUCUCGCUGGCCAAGACCACCUUCGACGAGGCCAUGGCUGACCUGCACACCCUCAGCGAGGACUCCUACAAAGACAGCACCCUCAUCAUGCAGCUGCUGCGAGACAACCUGACGCUGUGGACGGCCGACAACGCCGGGGAGGAGGGGGGCGAGGCUCCCGAGGAACCCCAGAGCUGAGCCGCGCCCGCCCCCUUCCUGCCGCGCCCCUGCCCUCUCCAGCGCCCCCGCCCGUGGCAGAGAGGACUAGUACGGGGUGGGAGGCCCGACUCUUCUCCCCGGAUGCUCUGCUCCCCGGCUCACAAGAGCUCCGAGAGAGGGACCAGCAGAGCGGAGGCCAGCUGGAGCCAGGGGGACCCCUCUUCCUGCGGCCGUCGAUGCUCCUCACCAGCGGUCAGCCCACCCACCCCUGCUCUCUGCGCCCCUCCUCCACCCCUCCCACCGCCAACCGGGCCACCUCUUCCCCCACCCCCGCCUCUCUCCCGCCCCCUGUUGCCUCUGAAUCUUAGGAAUUGAGGAGUGUCCCACCCUUGUGGCUGAGAGCUGGACUGUGUGGAGAUGAGUGUGUGUGUGUGUGUGUGUGUGUGUGCGCGUGUGUGUGUGUGUGAGAGAGAGAGAGAAAGAGAGAGAGAGCGAGAGAGAGCGCAAGACCCAGGAUGAGCGGGAAAGUGUGUCUGCUGGGUGUGACCAUGUUUCAAUAAAGUUCCCCUGUGACACUC